CAAAUUCAAUAAACAACUAAUCUCCCUCAAUUUCCCGUCAAAAGCAAACCAGAAAAUCAGAAGUGAUUCUCGGGAAGAUGUCGAUCUUCGAGUACAAUGGUAGUGCCCUAGUGGCCAUGGUGGGUAAGAACUGUUUCGCCAUCGCAAGUGAUCGGAGGCUCGGUGUUCAGCUUCAGACUAUCGCCACCGAUUUUCAGAGGAUAUACAAGAUUCACGACAAGCUUUUCAUUGGUCUUUCUGGCCUCGCUACUGAUGCCCAGACACUCUAUCAACGGCUCGUGUUCCGGCACAAGUUAUAUCAGCUUCGAGAAGAGAGGGACAUGAAGCCUGAGACAUUUGCCAGCUUAGUCUCUGCUAUUUUAUACGAGAAAAGGUUUGGUCCAUACUUCUGCCAGCCUGUAAUUGCUGGAUUAGGAGAUGAUGACAGACCUUUCAUUUGCACAAUGGAUUCAAUUGGAGCAAAGGAACUUGCAAAAGAUUUUGUUGUUGCAGGCACUGCAUCUGAGUCUCUAUAUGGUGCUUGUGAGUCGAUGUUUAAGCCUGACAUGGAACCAGAGGAAUUAUUUGAGACCAUCUCCCAAGCACUGCUUUCUUCUGUUGAUCGUGACUGUUUAAGUGGCUGGGGCGGACAUGUCUAUGUUGUCACGCCAACUGAAGUAAAGGAAAGGAUCUUGAAGGGAAGAAUGGAUUGACCUUUAAGCCCCUCGCUCAUUUCCUAUCCUCUUUCGACUGCUGAGUUCAGGAGCUGGAUGGGAGAUAUCAUUUGCUGGCCCCUGGUGUCAUUGAGUACUUUGUUACAGUCGCAGUUAAAAGAAUGUUCGAGAUCGCUUAAUUUGGUCCUGCAUGUUGUGAAUUAAAUUAAUUACUCUGUUCGACUUUGUUUGCUAGUCAAUACUGGCUUGCAAAGCGCGAUAACGAUACAACAUUGGUUUUUCUCUUGCCCUAUAAUAUAAUUGUACUUUAUUUUGAUCA
This is a messenger RNA of Prosopis cineraria, 972 nucleotides long. RefSeq names its product proteasome subunit beta type-3-A-like. The record is from RefSeq and is a predicted model, not a curated record. The transcript is spliced from 6 exons. The coding region runs from base 78 to 692 and encodes 204 amino acids. NCBI's taxonomy places the organism in Eukaryota, Viridiplantae, Streptophyta, Magnoliopsida, Fabales, Fabaceae. Gene Ontology annotation, biological process: proteasome-mediated ubiquitin-dependent protein catabolic process. Gene Ontology annotation, cellular component: proteasome core complex, beta-subunit complex; proteasome core complex.